Aspergillus calidoustus is the source of this 1395-nucleotide messenger RNA. The record is from the annotation of a GenBank genome assembly. NCBI's taxonomy places the organism in Eukaryota, Fungi, Ascomycota, Eurotiomycetes, Eurotiales, Aspergillaceae.
AUGGGAGAUGACAUUGAGAUAGCCCGCAUCGAUACGCACGCAUUGCCCGGAGAACCGCAAGCACCACUGCAGGCCUCAACCGAGCAGGACCAUCCCACCUGGCACUAUGCACGAGUCGUGAUCGCUGGCUUCCUUGUCAUGUCUACAACAUGCGCAUUCAUCUUCUCCUACGGCGUCUACCAAUCUCUCUACGAGGAGAUGGCCAGAGUCGACGACACUCCCUUCACAGGGAGCUCAACAGCCCUAAUAAACCUCGUCGGCAUCCUCGCCAUCGCGUUAAUGUCCAUGGGUGGGCCAUUUGCAAUGCACUGGGCAAAGAUCUACUCCCCACAGGCCGUAAUUGUUGCUGGAGGGUGGGUAUUUGGGAUCGCGUAUAUCCUGUCUAGCUUUGGGAAGGCGCUGUGGCAUUUUGCCCUUACACAGGGUGUGCUCCUGGGGAUUGGGACGUGUCUUGCGUAUGUGCCUACGAUGAGUGUUGCGCCGACGUGGUUUGAUAAGCGGAGGGGGUUAGCCAUGGGAGUGAUUAUCUCGGGUUCAGCAGUUGGAGGUAUGAUUUGGCCGCCGGCUUUGCGUGCAAUGAUCACAAACUUGGGAUUCAGGAAUGCGUUGCGGAUCUCCGGGUGCAUUUCUCUCGUCCUUGUGUCUGUCGCUGGCUAUGCGCUUCGCUGGGAGCCCAAAUUCGAGGAGCAAGUUCGUAUCCAGACGCAGGGUCUCCGACGACGAAGCGGCUGGAUGAAGGCGCCAGUGGUCAACUAUCGCGUGGCGCGCUCGAAGCGGUUCCUCGCGCAGGGAUUGGGCUGUUUCCUGCAGUCUGCGGGAUACUCGACGCCGCUGUUCUUCUACGCGGCAUAUGCGAGUACACUCGGGUACAAUGCCACGACGGCAGCGAACUUCAUCACGCUCAACAAUGCCUCGAAUUUCGUCUCGCGCAUUGUAAUCGGAUACUGUGCUGACCGAUACGGACGGAUCAAUGCUCUCGUCGCAACAACGCUGUUGAGCGCCGUGGCUGUUUUCGCCUUCUGGAUCCCGUCCAUGUUCCAUACGGGAGAAGUCUCAAAAGCAAGUGGCGACGGACUGUUUAUCGUGUUCACAAUCCUGUAUGGUGCCUUUGCGAGCGCGUACAUCUCGCUCUUUCCUGCUUCGCUGAUCGAGCUGUUUGGCGUCCAGCACUUUACUAGCGUCAAUGGUGCUCUGUAUCUCAUCCGUGGCGUGGGCGCGCUCAUUGGGACGCCGUUGACGGGGAUGCUGAUUCCCAAGUCUGGGGCGCUCACUUCAUCGUAUAUCUAUGAGCGGGCGGGCAUUGUAACAGGGGUGUUGUUAACGGCGGCGACAUUGGCUUGUCUCUGGGUGAGGAUUGAGGCGACUCUAGGACAGGCGUGGAAGUGGAGAGUAUAA